AUGAAUAACACAGUGGCAUACUUAUCCACAUUCGCUGUGGCUUACUUUAUAUAUAAAUGGAUAUUUACUUGCUCAACUCUUAAGGGUCGGCCCGUACAAUUUAAAAUACCAGAAGUUCCAAAAGAAAUUGAAAGUAAUUGGGUUCCAUCUAAAGAAAUCUCAACUAAUGUACCAGAAGGCUACAUCGAAGCUAGAUGUCCAGCUACCGGCCAAUUUUUGGGUAACUUUAAGUCCAUGGAUAAUAAUAAUAUCGAUAAUUUGAUUGAAAAAGCUGCCAUUGCUCAAGCUAAUUUCAACAAGAAUAAAGAGGAUCAAAAACGCUUAUGGGAACAAAAGUUAUCUAUAUUGAUCUCAUUAAGAGACUUCAUUAUCAAAAACCAAGAUUUAAUUGCCAGAAUUGCAUGUCGUGAUUCAGGUAAGACCCGAGUCGACGCAUCAAUGGGUGAAAUUUUAGUCACUUUAGAAAAACUAAAUUGGUGUAUCAAACAUGGUCAUAAAGCAUUAUCGGUUUCAAAGAGAUCUGGUCCAACUAACUUAUUUAUGAAAUGGUAUAAGGGAGCUGAAAUCAGGUACGAACCCUUAGGUGUCAUUGCGUCUAUCGUUUCAUGGAAUUAUCCAUUCCACAAUUUAAUGGGUCCAAUUAUUGCCUCUAUCAUUACUGGUAAUGCAAUUAUCGUUAAAUGUUCUGAACAAGUCGUUUGGUCCUCAAACUAUUUCAUUGAAUUGGUUAGAAAUUGUCUUACCGCCUGUGAUGUAGAUCCUGAUUUGGUUCAACUAUUUUAUUGUUUACCACCACAAAAUAACAAGGAUGAUUCUUUAAUGUUGGAACCUGCCAACUAUUUUACCUCCCAUCCUGGUUUAAAACAUAUAACGUUUAUUGGAAGUCAGCCCAUUGCCCAUCAAAUUUUAAAGUGUGCAGCCAAAUCCUUAACUCCAGUAGUAGUCGAAUUAGGUGGUAAAGAUGCAUUUAUUGUCCUGGACAGUUACACCGAUUUACCAACUAUUGCUUCUAUCAUUUUAAGGGGUACUUUCCAAUCGGCUGGUCAAAAUUGUAUCGGUAUUGAAAGAGUAAUUGUAUCUUCUAAAAACUAUGAUCGACUAGUUGAAAUUUUACAUGAAAGAUUGUUAAAAAAUCCAUUCAAAUUAGGAUCCGACAUAGAUAAUGAAGGUAACAAAGUAGAGAACAGUGUCGAUAUGGGUGCCAUGAUCUCUGAUAACAGAUUUUCCCAAUUAGAAGAACUUGUUAAAGAUGCUGUAAGUAAAGGUGCCAGAUUAUUACUUGGUGGAUCUCGCUAUCAACAUCCAAAAUAUCCAAGUGGGAACUAUUUCCAACCUACUCUUUUGGUCGAUGUUACUCCGGAUAUGACGAUUGCUCAAAAUGAAGUCUUUGGCCCAAUCUUAGUUAUGAUGAAAGGUGACUCCACCGAUGAUUGCAUCAGACUGGCCAAUUCUGCACCAUUUGGUCUUGGUGGUUCUGUCUUUGGUAAUGAUUUGAAAGAGUGCAAUUAUGUGGCUGACAAUUUACUUACUAGUAAUGUGGCAAUCAAUGAUUUUGCUACUUUCUAUGUGUGCCAAUUACCUUUUGGUGGUAUAAAUGGUUCUGGGUACGGUAAAUUCGGCGGUGAAGAAGGUUUAUUAGGAUUAUGCAACGCAAAGAGUGUCUGUUAUGAUAAGUUACCAUUUGUUUCCACUCAAAUCCCUAAACCUCUAGAUUACCCAUUAAACAAUUCCAAAGCAUGGAGCUUUGUGAAAAGUUUCAUUACUGCAUCUUAUACAACAUCCCUAUUUGAAAGAAUUAAAUCUAUAUGGACCCUUGCUCAAGAAAGUAAAUGA
Molecule: messenger RNA, 1833 nt
Organism: Arxiozyma heterogenica
Lineage: Eukaryota; Fungi; Ascomycota; Saccharomycetes; Saccharomycetales; Saccharomycetaceae
Gene: MSC7
Product: meiotic recombination directing protein
Exons: 1
Coding region: 1-1833 (610 amino acids)
Molecular function (GO): oxidoreductase activity, acting on the aldehyde or oxo group of donors, NAD or NADP as acceptor
Source: RefSeq, a predicted model, not a curated record